UUUAGGGGGGAGGGGGUUACAACUCCAUAGGAUCUCCGCAAUGGUGCAAUUGCGAGUGAUCCACUCCCGCAACAUUUUCGAUCAUUCUAAACAUUUGCUGACUUUCUUUACGUAAAUAAAAUGAUAUUCUAUGUUUCUUAGUUAUUAUAUAAAUUUACAAACUGCAACUUACGAUUUCUGAGAUUCUAUUCUAUCGUUUUCAACAAUUUCGAUAUAUUCCAAUUUAUCGAUUCAUAUUUGUGCGCCAUGUUUGAUGUACUGAAGUUUCAACUUCCGAUUGUCAAGUUAUUUACAUAUGCCAUAUAAGGUAGUAUUUACAUCAAUGGACGAGUACGGAGGAGAAAGCUAUUUCGCCGGUAUCAAAAAGGUUUAGAUUUAAUAUCAAGUUCAAAAAGAACAGCAGAGUGUAAAUUCUUUCUACAACCAUAUGAUUUCCCUUUCUUUGUCGGGGUGUCUCGACUGAUUUCCGAUGACUUCAUAUCUGCCUUAUCAUCCUGCGUUUGGGUAAUGUAAUUAAAAUGGGACUUUUAUUUUACCAUUUGAUAUUGGUACUUUAUUAUUUUCACGUCGAGGGUUCCAUGAUAGCUGACCAAUCUAUCCCUGACAGGGAGGGUGGAAUAGUGUGUGGCAUUGCAAAAUUGGUGCACGAUGUCUACAAAACAUUGUUAUGGCUGACGCAAACAACAAAAAAUGUCGCAUACCCCAUGACUACUGUUAUGGACACAAAUGGAUUGUAUCAUCAAUUAGUUACGCCCACCCCACGUGGACAAAUUUACACAUGGAGAAAAAUUAUCGUUUGGGAAGUCGUUUUUCCAGAAGCAAUGAACGAAUUCAAAGUUGAUGCAGACGAUGGAAUGAUACUAUGCAUGAAAGUGGUCAAUGAACAAAUAUUCAGAGGACAAGCUCUGGGGAAGUCUAUGAUGAGCGUUUUGAAAAUUGUAUGUGCAAAAUAUGGAAUUGCAGUCAACAUAAUGGCUCAGAACAGUGAGACGAAUAACUUUACCUUCGUCAAAAGAUAUGCACUUGCGCGUAUAUUUCGAACGAAGUAUUACGAAAAUAGAAGUAAAGAAUAUUCCUCGAGGAUCACUGAUCGUGUGAUAUCAAAUGUUUGGACAUAUCGAUAUCUUCAUGAUGGGCUGCAAUUGGGAGAUUGGCAAGGCAUCAGAAAUAUUCAACAAAACACACUCGAUGUAUAUCACAAUAAAUGGUGUGAAACGCAUGGCAAAACUUUUGCAAUUGAUUGGCACGAUUAUACCUUGAACAACAUAAAUGUUUCAUCGAAGUACGAUGCGACACUGGGACUACCAAGGACACAUUGGAUUCCAGAAUACAUCCACACUCCCAAUGAAGAGAGAUAUCUAUUUCUUCUCCAUACCAUGAGGCAUCAAACUUAUUGUUUAAAUUUUCGCUUACCGAAUGUAGAUUUAAUUCAUUCAAGAAAUGAUUUACUUCAUCCAUCUGUACAUGUACUUGAUCACCAGUAUAUUGGAGUCAAGUCUUUGUUUGGAUAUUUUGCAACUAGUCUUUUAACUUUAUAUACUAUGUUUAGCGAUAUUGUCAAUUUUAAAACGAAUUGUAACAAUGAUACUGAUGAGAAUAAUUAUAAACAUUUUUGUGAUUGCAAUACAACCAAGACGAUAUUUAUGGGAUAUCAUGGAUCAUGUCUAAAUGCGUGCAAACAAAAAGUAUUCAACUUCUCUUGCUUUGGGUCUGAAUAUUGGCAAGAAGACCAGACGUGGCAUCUUGUUAAACGUUUCAAUUGGUGGAUGUUGAUACGUAUCCUUAGUUUUGCAAUAAUAUUACAAUGCCUCUUUCGUGAUGUAGAGUUUUGCCCAGCUAAAGAAUCUGCAGCAAAGUCAACCAUCAUAGGCGGAAAAAACAAUAGGUGUUCGAAAAGAAAGAUUCUUUUUAGACAAGUUAUACGUCCAAAAUAUAGACGAAUAGAAGAUACCAUCUUGCAAAGACCUAAAUCGAAGACAUUGCGUUUUUUCACUAGAAAUGGAGAUAAGCAUAUUAAUACGUCAUUUCUUAGUGAGAAUAAUACAGCAGAAAAUUGUAUGCAUGUGAAAACAACAUAUAUAAUGAAAUCAAUACAACAGGAAAGCCAGAAUAUUUAUGAUAAACAUUCAGACACGAGUAUCUUCAAGACUAGAUUCAACAAUUGUACACGUUCAGAAAUGCAAUUCAGGACCGAGCAUGGAUACACAUCUUGUGAGAAGACAUUUCUCCGAAACUGUGGCAAUACACAUAUAAAGAGAGAAACCUCAAUGAUAUUAUUGGGAGAUCGACCUGAUGAAGAGCAAACAACAUUAAAAACUAUCGGAGAAGAAAUGCACCCGUGCGCUGAUGAUUAUGAAAACACGUUUGACACACAAGAAGCUACAUGCCCAAUGGAUCUAGGCAUAUCAUCGAGACAAAACUCUGAUAUCAAUGAAAAUACCGACGAAUUGGAUUUUUCUAUCUUGAGAGAUACUUUCAACAAUUGCGAUGAAUCAAUUCCGCCUCCUGAUGUCGAAGGAACUUAUGAUACAUCGCAUGAAAUCCUAACUGAUGAAAUGCAAUUUUCCUCAAGUGGUAAACACUCAUUACUUCAAAGCGAUAUCUCGAAAACGUUCUCGUCUUCGGUUACCAGUUUUGAUGGGAAAAUGUCGUUAGAUAAAGAUAUUGAAACUACUUCGUGUAGUGAUAUUCUUAGAAAUUCAGAUUUGAGCAACAUUGAAGUGUACGGUUGUUCGUUUUCUACACGAAGAGAUGUAACAACAGUGAAAAAUUUUGGUAGUCCUAUUGAAAGUCCGUCAUUCGAAAUUCACAAUGACAAAAGGGAAAUUACAAAUGAGGAAUUCAAAGAAAAGAAAUCACACCAGAAUUUUUAUUCCUUGAUAAAAAAAACUGUGGUAAAAUAUUUUGAUUUAAGGCUGAGAAGGAGAAUUCGUCGAAACAAGAGUAAAGUGAAAAGAAGAAUAAGAAGGUUCUGUCUGCGAUGGAAAAAACCAAAGAAGGUCAAUCAUGAAUCAAUUCAAUGUUGUCCUUUCCUUAAUGUAGGAAAUACAGAGGACUGCAAUCAACCUCAAACAACAGUAUCCUCUCAUCCAAUAGACGAGGAGUAUCUACACUCUCAUACGCCUCCGGAGUCUGUCGGAUCAUUGAGUUCCCUUUUCAAUGAUAUCUCUUUUCAGUCAGCCCAUGACGAUGAUAGAUACCGUUACGAAUGGUUUCGAUUAGCGUCUCUUUGUCACUUUGACUCCGAUUCCGUUCAUGCUAUCAUCCUUGCCAGAAAUGGUUGGUACGGUAGAGAAAAUGGAAAUGAAACCGUUUGCUAUAGCUGUCACAUGGUUCGAGAUUCCUGGGAGAGUGGUGAUGACCCACGGACCUUCCACGACUCCAACUGCAGAUUCCUUAGUGACGAAUUUAACAAUGUGCCCAUACCACGCAAUUGUGAUCAGAACAGAAUUCAUGUCGACCAUUCACGCCCUAUCACAGGCAGAGACACACUUCAAAGUGACGGACAACGUUAUAGACUUCCUCAAAACAAUGUCACAACAGAUGAGAGGCAAGAAUCGAGUAAUAUGUCAAGUCAACUCUCAAGUAUCUCAAGUAAUUCGUCCAGUAUCUACCGCAUGCAGUAUGGAAGGCAGGACAUUUCUGAAAGACCAAUAGACAACAGUCAAAGAGCAACGAGAACAGAGAAUGGGACCCCUUCAGAUAGAGGGAAUCAAACUGACUUAGGUUCUCGUGCAACACAAGCUGCAGCUCCCAGCAAUGACACUGCUCAUUCUCCACUGGAGGCUUUAAUGAGGGAUCCCAUGGGUAUCAAUUUUGAACGCCCCAAAUACCCGUCCUACGCCAUUCUGGCUAUUCGGAUCAGUUCCUAUACUGAUUGGCCGACGACCAUGACGCAGACACCACGUGACAUGUCUCUAGCUGGGUUCUUCUAUGCUGGUUACGGAGACUAUACACGGUGUUUCUUCUGUGGAGGGGGACUGAGGAACUGGGAGGCAGGCGACGAUCCAUGGGUCGAACACGCUCGUUGGUUCAGCAAAUGUGCAUUUGUAAGACAAAACCGUGGACAACAGUUCAUCGACCUUGUCCUCCAGAGAAUGAGAGAAAUAGAACAACAACAAACAGAGCCGCAAGUAGCCGGUCCUGUGGAUGAUCAACCCUCUAAGGAGGAUAGAAUCAUGAAUUCUGCCGCUGUGAGGAGCAUCAAAGAUAUGGGGUACAACGAUGAGACAAUCAAGGCAGCCAUUAGCGCUAUCAAGAGUAGACUACCUAAAGGAAAACACAAAGUUUCUGCCCAUGAGAUUUUGGAAGUAGUCUUCGAACUUAUAGAUAAAGAUAGAACAGGGCCUUCAACUGAAAUGAACUGGAGUAGACAUGCCGAGAGAGCAACAACGACGGAAGAUCAAUUCCACAAUACAAACAUUACCGAAGAAUCAAAGGACGGACCUCAGCAAAGUGAAGUGGAGGAAGAGCAAGAGGAAACUGCUUCUCAACGUUUUAACAGUUUGACACUAAAUGAUGUGGAGUCCCUGCAGCGUGAGAACACGAGUCUGAAGGACCAGAUUCUGUGUAAGAUCUGUAUGGAGAAGAAUGUGUCCAUAGCCUUCCUGCCCUGUGGUCAUCUGGCCUGCUGUGUGGACUGCGCUCCGGCCAUGAGAAAAUGUCCUAUAUGUAGGGAGUUCGUUAGGGGCACUGUCAAAACCUUUCUCGUGUAAGGCAGACGAGAAUCGGCGUAUCAUUCUCUAAGGAUAUACAGGAAAUCGUCAACGAGCACAGAAGUCUCACCCAGUGGAAAAAUCAAUGUGGCGAGCCACAUUUGCUAUAAAAGCUAAACGGAGAACAAUAUCUCCAUCGCCCUCCUGUCAUGCCAUUUCAUGUCCUGCUGUAUGGACUGUUUCACUUCAACAGUCAACAUUAGGCCGUUCGCACUAAUUUUGGCUACGGAUAACUCCGUUUACCUUAUCAAUAUAUAGGGCUCACGGCGGGUGUGACCCGUCGACAGGGCAUGCUUACUCCUCCUAGGCACCUGAUCUAACCUCUGGUAUGUUCAGGGGUCCGUGUUGGUAUUGCUUAUAGGAGUUAUAAGAUUGAUCACUGUUCGUUAUCUUCACCUUUCAAUAUGUUGAAAUUGCAGUGUAUUUUUUAUAUCACAUUUCAAGUUUGAAUACCAAAUAAUUUAAAUAUAUUCCUCAGUUUUCACAUUUACAUCUACUUCAAAAAAGUUAAAUCAAGGAUUCUAAAUAAGUGACUCAAAGAUAGAUAUGUAUAUAUACUGUAACAAAGAUGUAAUGAUUGUAUAUAUUUAAAACUAGUAAUUCAUACAUAUAUGUAAAUCUUUGAUGUUUGCUAUGACCCAUCGAUGUCUUCAUCCGGCGUUUCGAAAUGGAUUCGAGCAUUGUUAUAUCUCUCGUCAAAUCUCGCACUGAACAAUAUCAGGAUUUGGUUUAGACUCAUAUUUAGUUGAAAUAAUGAAUUAAUGCAUCUCGAUGAUUGAUUGUGUAUCAAUGUUGGGAACAAUGACUGCUCCAUUUUAAAAGAACUGGGUUCAUAAGAAUCCCUUUGUACGGAGGUGACAUUAGGAUUUAAGUUCUGUUUCACAACAGUUUUAUAUGUAAAACUUAUACGGUACCAAUUUUGUUGCACCAGAUGCGCAUUUCGACAAAUAAUGUCUCUUCAGUGAUGCUCAACCGAAAUGUUUGAAAUCCGAAAUAACUAUGAAGUAUUAGAGCUAAAUAUAGCCAAAAACAGCGUGCCAAAAAAGUGAAGCCAAAUUCGUUGAAAUGCUUUGGAUCCUUCCAUAUUGUUUUACAACCCUUUAGUGAAUGUGUCACUUGUGUAGAUAUGUCACCGGCUAUAUGUCUACAGCUGUAGAGUGUGAGUCAACUCCGAGUACUCUCUUUAAAAUUCCACAGAUACCCGUCUUUCAUUCAGCAUUGCUUUGAAUGUAGCUUUACUGUCAUAUGUUCAUGGAAACGACAUCAGUAUUUCCAGUUUUACAGCACGAAUACGGCAGUCUUACUUUUUGUGAUAGAUAUUCAAUGUAUCACCUGCGUUACACUGUUAGGCUUUUACACCUUACAGUGUAGCACAGCAGGCAAGGGAAAUGACGAUUUAAUGCUUUUACACCUUACAGUGUAGCACAGCAGACAAGGGAAAUGACGAUUUAAUGCCUUUACACCUUACAGUGUAGCACAGCAGGCAAGGGAAAUGACGAUUUAAUGCUUUGAGGAAAUUGCUACACUGUUGCCCCAAUCUGUCACAAUUACAUGCCGUACACAAUAAGCUGUUCAACAAUUACGUGUACGUAUAUACACAUGUAACAAUCUGUUCGACAAUUACAUGUACAUACAUAACAAGUUGUUCCACAACCACGUGCACGUACAUGUAUAUAACAAGCUGUUCCAAAAUUACACGCAUGUACAUAAUAAGCUGUUCCACAAUUGCAUGCACACACCAAGAUGUUCCACAAUUGCAUGCACGUAUAUACACAUGUAACAAUAUGUUCGACAAAUACAUGUACAUACAUAACAAGUUGUUCCACAAUUACAUGCACGUACAUAAUAAGCUGUUCCACAAUUACAUGCACGUACAUAAUAAGCUGUUCCACAUUGGGUCAAGGUCCUUAUACAUAUGUUCCUUGGCGAUCCAUUGACGGAACAGCCUAAACAUCCGACGAGAGAUUGUUGGAAGACCUAUUUCUAAAAUAUGCCAGAUUUUUAAGUGUGUACUACAAUUUUUUUCCAAUAUAUAUGGACUUCUCUUUUAUAGAGCAUGUAUGGUAUUUAAGGGUCAAUACAUUGUACUGGUUCGUAGAUUUGUAUCCAGUCUUCGAUUUGAUAUUUCAUAUACAGUAAAUCACACAUUAUUGGCUUGAAAAUCAUUUAUGUGUAAUUUCGUGAGAUUUGUCAUUCACUAGAAUUAUUUCUCAUGAGUAAACUCUUAAAUAUAUAUGCCUUGCUAUAAAUAAUGUCUUUUUGCAUCCUCGCAAAAUGAAGGUAUCGCGAAUAAAUGGCAAUGAAUGGAUGAAGAACACAUACUAUGUAGACGUGUUUGUAUUGAUGUAACUCAUUGUUCAGGAGAAAUCCACUGUUUAUUUAGACCAAACUUGUGGGUGUUUGAAGUCUUACACGAUUAAAUACGUACAUACAACUUCACCUGAUGACUGUUGGAUGUACCUUAAGAAUGUCUACAUGUUUAAUUUGAUUUACUAUCAAUGACAUACAUUUUAUAUUUGUUGUGUAUGAAAUUCUGGAAGACCGACUUGUACUCGGACUGUUUGAUCCUAAUAUUCGAAUAUUUGUUUCAUUCGAAACGUCUAGGCUAGUAUCUCUAAUUUAUCAGGAAUUCGAGUUAUGUAUGAUUUUUCAAUGUUAAAUCGAACGCCAAUUGUUCUUCAAAAAACUUUUUCUAGGUUCAGUUUUGGCCUACUACCGUCUCAAUAAUGCACAUGUUUGUUCCUGUUUCGCUAGCACUGUACAUGUAAAUUUGAAUUUAUGUGUUGUUUGUUAUAUUUUAUGAUGGUCUGCUGCAUUAUUUGCAAGCACUUACAUGAUAGUUUGUUUCAUAUACCCUGUGAAUGUGAUGCUACAUUCAUAUUCUUAUCCUAUCUGUGCAUCCGUUGGUUAUGUGCAAUUUGUUAUAUUCCUUCAUUGUUAUUAUCAACCUAUUCUUGAUGUUUAUUGUCGGAAAAAUUAUUAUAUUAUUUCAUAUUGUUAUUAAACUCCGUUUACCUGAUCAGGAUAUGGGGCUCACGGCGGAUGUGACCGGUCAACAGCGGAUGCCUACUCCUCCUAGGCACCUGAUUCCACCUCUGGUGUGUCCAGAGGUCUGUGUUUGCCCAACUAUCUAUUUUGUAUUGCUUGUACGAGUUAUGAGAUUGAUCACUGUUCGUUAUCUUCACCUUGCAUUCAAAGGGACAUGAUGAAAUAUUAUUAUUUUUGUUCUACUAAUUAUACAUUGUGCAUCACUUUACACUGUAUUUCCUUUAUUGUUUAUGCAUUACGUGGUAUAUCACGUAUGUGGAAUCGAUACUUCACCAGACCUUACGUUAUAUAUACCAUUGUUAUUAUGUAUAUAUUGUGUAUUUAUCAAUGCAAAAGUAUACUUCAUCACCGGAACGUGUAUCCGCCAGACGUGCUUUUGUAAACACCCAUAGCGUCCAUCACGAGAUACGAAUACUAGAUAAAGUGUUAAGUGUACAUCAUUUAUCUAGUUCACUUGCUUGAUUGGUGAGUGAUUUUAUUACUAAUAGUAAUUUUGCAUGGUUCGCAUUAGUGUCUAUUUAUGUUACUUUUUUCAUCAAUUACUUGAAAGCAUACAAUGUUAGUUGGGAUAAAAUAUCCUCGGAUUCCCGUGUAAUUCUCACCAAUGGUGCCAGGGGUCCAUUGGAUUGAAUGUAUUUUAUUAUUAUCAUUAUUUUGGUAUUUAUGUAUCUAUGAAUUAUUUGACGAUGGUGUAGUUUUGUAGUGCAGACUGUCCAGUAGGGGCCCUGCUAUACUAGGUUUGUUGCGGCGAGGUGACGAUGGUGCAUUCUUACUGUAUUGUCUUCACUAAUAAUUCAUGUCUUGACGAAUGGAAGUGUUUUCCCAAAUAUUCACAAUUUCUAUUGUUUAUAUAGUGAUUUUGUGCUUUGCACAUUUACUACGUACUGUUGAGGGUGUAUUUCUAUUUGCAAAGCCUUGUAUUCGAUUUACAGAUCCAACACUUGUCCGGAAAUGUAUUGUUUUAUUGUUCUCGUAUUCUAUGUAUUUGAUUGGUUUUUGACGAAGUGUUUUUACAGAUAUUAUUUUUAGAUCAGUUGUGUUUGUAAAGAUUACAAUUUAACAUACUGUAUAAUUCAACUAUCACAAUAAUGAUUAAGAACAGGACUUUCAGAUGGCUUCAUGCCGUUUUUAAUUGCCCAGACACGGUUGUUCUGAAAGAGAAAACAUUUUCACCCAGUCUUAAUAAGACUCACUCGCAACGAGUGUGAAAGGGGGCAAAAAUAAUACGGGGCAAAUAUUUCCGUCUAUACGGUAUUUAAUAUGUCAUGAAUUGUGUUUCAUAUAUGUGUGCUGUAUAUUUUGUAUAUACUACAAACACAAGGUAAUAGCUGUACAUAUAUCCACGAGUCUUACAAUUAAAAUUGCAUGAUCAAGA
This is a messenger RNA of Ostrea edulis (European flat oyster), 9138 nucleotides long. RefSeq lists its product as uncharacterized. NCBI's taxonomy places the organism in Eukaryota, Metazoa, Mollusca, Bivalvia, Ostreida, Ostreidae. The record is from RefSeq and is a predicted model, not a curated record. The coding region runs from base 519 to 4715 and encodes 1398 amino acids. The transcript has 18 exons.